AUGCUGUUCAACAAGGUCUCCUAUGCCCUCGUGGCCGCUCUGGCGGCUCUUGGUGAAGCCAGCCACCACCACAACGUCCUCCACCCCAAGCGUGCCAACUACAACAGCACCACGGUCGUUACCUCCUCCGUCCUGGUUGUGCCGACGCCCCUGAGCACUGGUGUCUCGGGCCCUGCCGACCCUGCUCCUGCUUCUGCCAGCGAUGUCACCCUCACCUACACUCUUGGAGCCGGCACCUCGACCACCGUUGUCACCACCACCAUCCACCGCACUGCUACUGACACUCACUUCGUGACUGCGGCGGCUCAGAAUGACGAUGCCACCACCACUGUGUGGUCCUCUUCGACCGCGACCUCGUUCGUGACUUUGCUGCCUGUCGCAUCUGGUAGCGCCAGUGCCAAUGGCAAUGGCUGCGCGGCUGGUGCCACUACCACUGUGCUUCAGAGGGAGACCGUCACGGUGUACGCCGCUCCUCCCAGUGCCUCCCCCUCGGGCGUCCAGUCCGCCGUUGUUCAGCCGACUCCUUCGACUGGCAACUCCGGUUCUGGCAGCGCUCCCAGCGACCCCAGCAACCCUCACGGCUCCAGCCUUCCCAACAUCCCCGCCCAGGCCCCGUACGGCAACGGCACUAUUCCCACCCCGAAGCCGGCCAGCUCUGGAUUCCUGACCAGCCGGCUGCCUCGCCCGACUGGCUUCCGCCGCCACUAA
This is a messenger RNA of Rasamsonia emersonii CBS 393.64, 708 nucleotides long. RefSeq lists its product as uncharacterized. The record is from RefSeq and is a predicted model, not a curated record. The coding region runs from base 1 to 708 and encodes 235 amino acids. The transcript has 3 exons. NCBI's taxonomy places the organism in Eukaryota, Fungi, Ascomycota, Eurotiomycetes, Eurotiales, Trichocomaceae.